Messenger RNA from Fusarium musae, 1425 nucleotides. RefSeq lists its product as uncharacterized. NCBI's taxonomy places the organism in Eukaryota, Fungi, Ascomycota, Sordariomycetes, Hypocreales, Nectriaceae. Gene Ontology annotation, molecular function: homocitrate synthase activity. The record is from RefSeq and is a predicted model, not a curated record. Bases 1 to 1425 code for a protein of 474 amino acids. The transcript is spliced from 18 exons. Gene Ontology annotation, cellular component: mitochondrion.
AUGUGCGGCACUGACAACGAUUCAGCCGAGGCUCCCGCCCCGCACCCGGCCUCGAGGGCCAACUUACCGUCGUCCUCGCCUUACAGCCAGGUCCAGGACUACCUGAGCAACACACAGCGAUACCAGAUCAUCGAGUCAACUCUGCGCGAGGGAGAGCAAUUCGCCAAUGCCUUCUUCACUCGUGAGCACAAGGUCAAGAUCGCAACCAUGCUCUCUGAGUUUGGAUGUCAGUAUAUUGAGCUUACGAGCCCUGUGAGCUCCCAAGCCUCAUACGACGACUGCAAGUACAUUUGCUCGCUUGGACUCAAGGCCAAGAUCUUGACACACGUUCGAUGCAACAUGGAAGAUGCCAAGCGCGCAGUGGAAUGCGGAGUUGACGGUGUAGAUCUCGUCAUCGGCACUUCAUCCUUCCUUCGCGAGUACAGCCAUGGAAAGUCCAUGGCUAUGAUCAAGCAGACGUAUGUGCCCUUUCCCGAGACCGACGCACCAGUCCCUAAUAAACGCAAUAGCAAGGGAGUUGAGGUGCGAUUUAGUUCCGAGGACAGUUUCCGAUCCGACCUCGUCGAUAUCCUCGCCCUUUACCAGGCCGUGGACAAGGCAGGCGUGAACCGCGUUGGUAUCGCCGACACUGUAGGGCAUCCGUCGGAGGAGCUACUCCCCGAAUGGUCUACGACCUCGUCCGCACGCUCCGAGGUGUGGUGGGCUGCGACAUUGGUGCGUAUUCAAACCCGACGUUUCUUCACUCACACUCCUUGUCAAUCCCUCUUCUCUACUCUACAAGUUGCUUCUUAUGAUGAAAACUUUGCUAACAAGUCUAAAGAAUGCCACUUCCAUGACGAUACUGGCUGCUCAGUCGCGAACGCUGUCACUGCCCUCGAAGGAGGAGCCACACACGUGGACACGUCUGUGCUAGGAAUUGGAGAGCGAAACGGCAUCACCCCUCUUGGUGCUUUGAUGGCUCGCAUGGUCGUAAGCGCGCCAGAGUAUACCAAGGCGACAUUUGAUCUUCCACGCUUGAAAGAUAUUGAGGAGUAUGUUGCGAGUGUUGUCGAGAUCAACAUUCCAUUCAACAACCCCGUCACUGGCUUCUGUGCCUUUACGCACAAGGCUGGUAUCCACGCCAAGGCUAUUCUGGCGAAUCCCUCUACUUACGAGAUCAUCGACCCUGCGCUGUUCGGAUUGACUCGCUACGUUAACAUUACCUCAAGAAUCACCGGAUGGAACGCGGUCAAGGGCAGAAUUACCCAACUCGGCCUGGACGGACCCGGUGGCUUCGAGACCGACGACCAAAUCAAGGAAGUCACUGCCAAGAUCAAGCAACUGGCCGACAUCCGACCACUUGCUAUCGACGAUGCGGAUUCUAUUAUCCACGCAUACCAUCUUCAGCUCACGGGCAAUGGUAAGCCGCAGGAGACCGCUGCUUGA